This is a messenger RNA of Scomber japonicus (chub mackerel), 1110 nucleotides long. Its product is annotated as retinol dehydrogenase 7-like. Gene Ontology annotation, molecular function: oxidoreductase activity. The transcript is spliced from 5 exons. NCBI's taxonomy places the organism in Eukaryota, Metazoa, Chordata, Actinopteri, Scombriformes, Scombridae. The coding region runs from base 90 to 1049 and encodes 319 amino acids. The record is from RefSeq and is a predicted model, not a curated record.
UUUUCUGCCAGCACUUUGAUCAAGUUGUACAUUGAUCCAACAGUCUGUCAACCGGCUGAGACGAGCCAGGAAACAUCUGCUAAACAGUCAUGUACCUGUACCUCCUGGGGCUGGUGGUGUUCUAUUACCUGUACCGCUGGGUACGGGAGCUGCCCAGGGUCUCCGACAAAGGCAGCAAGUAUGUGUACAUCACCGGCUGUGACAGCGGCUUUGGUAACCUCCUGGCCCGCCAUCUGGACAAGCAGGGCUUCAGAGUCAUUGCCUCGUGUUUCACCGAGAAAGGAGAGGAGGAUCUGAAGAAGUCCUGCUCCAGCAACCUGAUCACAACACACCUGGAUGUCAGGUCGAAAGACAGUGUCGCCAAGGUCGGGGCUAUGAUUAAGGACAAAGUGGGGGAGCGAGGCUUAUGGGCUGUAGUGAACAAUGCUGGCGUGGCCGUACCCUCUGCCCCAUGCGACUGGCUAACUAUUGACGACUACAAGUCCAUGCUGGACGUGAACUUGAACGGGGUGAUAGGUGUGACCCUGAGUGUCCUGCCGCUGAUUAAGAAGGCCAGGGGGAGGGUGGUGAAUGUAGCCAGUGUGUUUGGGAGGAUCAGUGUUACGGGAGGCCCAUACACCGUCUCAAAGUAUGGUGUGGAAGCGUUCAAUGACAGCCUGAGGUUAAAUAUGGCACCUUUCGGUGUCAAAGUCCUCUGCAUUGAGCCGGGCUUCUUCAAAACAAAUGUGACCGAUGUUGCUAUCCUGUCCAAAAAUGUCAAGACACUAUGGGACAGAAUGCCCCAGGAGGUCAGAGAUGACUACGGAACCGAGUAUCUUCAAAAGUCGCUUGAUGUAAUAUCAGGCAAAGUUGCCCAGAUAAGUGAUGGAGAUCUGAUGAAGGUGGUCAGCUGUAUGGAGCAUGCCGUAUCCGCCGUCCGGCCCCGCACCCGAUAUUCCCCAGGCUGGGACGCCAAGUUCUUCUGGCUGCCGCUGUCGUACAUGCCAACCUGUGUCAGUGAUUACAUCAUGAGCAAAGAAGCCAUUCCUGUUGCCAGGUCAAUGCAAUAAACUGUAGUUUAUUUGUGUCUGUGUACAGAUUUCAUUCUCCAACUAAACAAUUUUACCAGUA